AUGAACGCCGAAGGUGGUAAAGACGGCCACAUGAAGAAUGACACGAACGAGGACGGACAUCAUGGUCACAUGAACGCCGAGGUUGCUAAAGACGGGCAAGUGACCAAGGACACGAACGAGGACGAACAUCAUGGUCACAUGAUCGCCGAGGAUGGUAAAUACGGCCACAUGAAGAAUGACACGAAAGAGGACGGACAUCAUGGUCACAUGAACGCCGAGGUUGCUAAAGACGGGCAAGUGACCAAGGACACGAACGAGGACGAACAUCAUGGUCACAUGAACGCCGAAGGUGGUAAAGACGGCCACAUGAAGAAUGACACGAAAGAGGACGGACAUCAUGGUCACAUGAACGCCGAGGUUGCUAAAGACGGGCAAGUGACCAAGGACACGAACGAGGACGAACAUCAUGGUCACAUGAUCGCCGAAGGAUGGUAA
Messenger RNA from Peronospora belbahrii, 435 nucleotides. The record is from the annotation of a GenBank genome assembly. Lineage: Eukaryota; Oomycota; Peronosporomycetes; Peronosporales; Peronosporaceae.